GAUAACAUGGACGGAUUCUACGACCAGCAAGUCCCAUUUAUGGUCCCACCCAGCCACAAGUCUCACGUGGAGGAACCAUCUCACAGCAGGCCGCUGAACGACAGGAAAAGGAAAUUUGUCGACACAGAACUCGCCCAGGACACAGAAGAGCUCUUCCAAGACCUCAGUCAGCUGCAAGAGAUCUGGAUUGCAGAAGCCCAGGUGCCUGAUGACGAGCAGUUUGUCCCAGAUUUCCAGUCAGAUAGCUUGAUGUUUCAUGGCCCGCCACCAGCCAAGAUCAAACGAGAGCUGACUCGCUCCAAAGAGCUUUCUCCCUGUCGCCAGGACAGGAGUCCCAUGCCCUACGGAGAGAAGUGCCUUUACAGCUACAGUGCCUGCGACAGGAAGCCCACUCCAGGGUUCAAGCCAUUAACUCCCCCCUCGACACCGGUCUCUCCUUGCGGCCCCACCAGCACCGCAGGAACACACCCACUGAGCGAGCAGACUCCCCCUCCCCACCCCCAUGUAGCUAACCCGACCCCAGGGCCGCGUCCCGUGCACGUACAACAGCCUGUAACGGCGAGUGCGGGCCCCCCCAACCAGCAAGCACUCCCAGUCCACAGCCACAGCCCGCCCUUCGCCGUGCCCUGCGCACCCAUCAGCCAGGAUGCCAACAGCUUCACACCUGAGCACAGGUUCCAGAGGCAGAUGUCAGAGCCAUGUCUACCUUUCCCCCCAUCAGAGAGUCAAGGACGCCCCCACUUCCUGCCCCAGCCUCCCAGCGCCAACAACAACAGUCUGCCACGCGACGGGCGGCCGCCGUACCACCGGCAGAUGUCAGAGCCGCUGGUGGCCGUGCCUCCCCAGGGUUUCAAGCAGGAGCUCAUCGACCCACGAUACACCGAGCAGGGCGUCCCCACCAUGGGCCCCCCAGGUGCACCCCCGGGGCCUCCGUGCCAGGCUGCUUUCCACCCCAUGGCCAUCAAGCAGGAGCCCCGGGACUUCUGCUUCGAUUCUGAAGUGCCUAACUGUCAGUCAUCGUUCGGGCGAGCGGGGAGCUUCUACCAGAAUAACCAUGAAAGCUUUUCCUUCGACAGAGAUCCUCAGCUGUACUUUGAUGAUACCUGUGUGGUCCCUGAAAGAUUAGAAGGCAAAGUGAAACAGGAGCCCUCUGUGUAUCGUGACGGACCUCCUUACCAGCGCCGCGGCUCCCUGCAGCUCUGGCAGUUCCUGGUCACUUUACUGGACGACCCAGCCAACGGCCACUUCAUAGCCUGGACCGGUCGCGGCAUGGAGUUCAAACUCAUCGAGCCCGAGGAGGUGGCUCGUCGCUGGGGCAUCCAGAAGAACAGGCCGGCGAUGAACUACGACAAACUGAGCCGCUCGCUGCGUUACUACUACGAGAAGGGCAUCAUGCAGAAGGUGGCCGGUGAGAGGUACGUGUACAAGUUCGUGUGCGACCCCGAGGCUCUCUUCUCCAUGGCGUUCCCCGACAACCAGAGGCCCAACCUGAAGGCCGACCCGGACAGCCUGCCGGGGCUGGAUGAAGACACCGUGCCCCUCACCCAUUACGACGAAAGCGCUCCCUACCUGCUGGACGGCGGGGAGCAGUGCGUGGCGGGCUUGCCCUUUCCAGACGGCUACGGCUACUAAACAAGCGUGCAGGAGGGGUUUCCUGACGCCAACAAACACACGUACACACGCAAAAAAACAAAAACAAAAA
Molecule: messenger RNA, 1702 nt
Organism: Seriola dumerili (greater amberjack)
Lineage: Eukaryota; Metazoa; Chordata; Actinopteri; Carangiformes; Carangidae
Gene: etv5a
Product: ETS variant 5
Exons: 12
Coding region: 7-1632 (541 amino acids)
Biological process (GO): regulation of transcription by RNA polymerase II; cell differentiation
Cellular component (GO): nucleus
Molecular function (GO): sequence-specific DNA binding; DNA-binding transcription factor activity, RNA polymerase II-specific
Source: RefSeq, a predicted model, not a curated record